AUGGCCGAGCUCCCAUCGAAGAAGCACCUCACCUCACACCCCAUCUGCCUGAGGAUCCGUGGGCACUCAAUAUAUGAGGACGAGAACCAGCGCACAUGGCUGCACAUUCUCAUGGACACAGGAGGUGACCUGCAAGUACGGUUGUGGCAGGACGACAUCCCCAGUGGGUAUACCGCACUCACCACCAGCCCUCUGACCUCGAGCACCAUGCCUUCGAUGUGGAAACUCCAUCUUGGCAGUCAGUACGUGGACUCCAUGGGCCAAUUUUGGCGCAUUGUGCACCACAUCAAGGAGGAUGACACGGAGGAAAUGAUCCUUGAGCUGAAGGACGAAUCGUAG
Molecule: messenger RNA, 339 nt
Organism: Myotis daubentonii (Daubenton's bat)
Lineage: Eukaryota; Metazoa; Chordata; Mammalia; Chiroptera; Vespertilionidae
Product: T-cell leukemia/lymphoma protein 1A-like
Molecular function (GO): protein serine/threonine kinase activator activity
Source: RefSeq, a predicted model, not a curated record